Molecule: messenger RNA, 3147 nt
Organism: Phasianus colchicus (ring-necked pheasant)
Lineage: Eukaryota; Metazoa; Chordata; Aves; Galliformes; Phasianidae
Source: RefSeq, a predicted model, not a curated record
UGGAUAUUUCCAACAAUUUGGGGGCUCGUCCGGGAUCAUCAUCGCCCCUCGGGGGUUUCCCCCACUGCCCUGGACAGGAUAGGUGCACCCCGCUGAUUUCAGUGGUCCUGUCUGGGUGGUGAGGUGAUUCCUGGGGACGGCCGAUAAGAAACCGAGACUGUUACAUACAGGACGGGCUCUGAGAAGGCCAAGGGGGUAGAUAGGCACAGGCGUUGGUCAUCACUACUCGGUAACUUCGUGCACGGACCAAGGAUCCGAGGACUGUUAGCACAAACGCCACCUCUGGAAUUCCCGAUUCAUCCGUUUCAACCUGGAGACUGGGUCCUCAUCCAGACCUGGAAGGAGGCAAAGCUGCAACCCGAUUGGGAAGGACCUUUCCAAGUACUCCUGACAACAGAAACAGCUGUCAGAACGGCCGAGAAAGGUUGGACUCACUACACCCGAGUAAAACCCUCCACUAACCCUGAAGUGUGGGAAACUGUUACCACGGAGGAUCCGCUAAAGAUAACAAUUAGAAAAAAAUCUUAGAUGGACUAAUUAUUUUUUUUAUUUUCUCUCUCACUAUUAAUAUAGAUAGAAUAGAAGAGCAUUUAGGAUAUAUUUGUGUUUUUUUAGUGGGACAUGUUUUAUAACGAUUAUAAAUAAUGAUGUGGGAAAAGGACCAGUUAGUCGUAGUAGUUUUGAUUUUAACAAUAAUCAUCUUCAAAAAUUGCCAUAGUCAACUGACUGCUUGGGAAAAGGAUGACCUGCAGAGGGGAGCGGGAGGAUACCCUGUUAAGAUGUGGGUAAAUGUGACCAAGAAAGAAACGCCUCAGACAAUCACAUUUGAUGUUUGCAAUGUGGUAGCCUGUGGGGGCUUAAGUGCUCAACGGCAAUUGAGUCAUGAAGAGAAAUACCUUUGUCCUGAAUUAGGCAUGAAUAGGAGGUCCCCUUGUGGGGGUUGGAAUAAUGUAUGGUGGACAACAGCAUAUCAGGGGUGGACAUACACCCCAGGGAUAUCUGAUACACUGCAAUCACACACCUUAAAACAACGAAUUAGUAUGUUCAAGGGAAUUGUUCAACCAGACUGCCAGGCUUUACAAUGUAAUCCGAUAACAAUAACAAUCAACAAGGCUGAUAGCCUUGUUAACAUCACUUUUGGCCUGGGAAUAAAUAUUCGGGGAAAAGACCCGGUAGCUAGGUUCAGGGUAGCUGUAUGGGAUUCAUUGCCUGACCAUACUCAAAAGGUCCAUGAUAGGGAAGAAGAAGAAAAAAGUCCUUCUAAAGGUUCCGCAAAUGUGAUAAUUACAGAAAUAAAAGAUCUUAGUCAGACAUUUGAAAUUGAGACUGGAUACAAAGAUGUGAAUGCCUGGGUAGAAUGGGUUAAAUAUACUGUUCAGAGUCUCAACCAUAGCAACUGCUAUGCUUGUGCAUCUGGACGGCCCAUAGCUCAGAUUGUGCCUCUCCCUUUGGGAUGGACUAAGGAUCCCCAGGGGAUGCAAUGUAUAAUUGCCCUGUACCAGGAGAAAACCGCCUGGGGAAAAGAGGCCUGUAAGACACUGUCCCUGUUAUUUCCUCCUAUAUCAGAGAUGGAUGCCCAAAUCCCUCCUGCCUUCUCUAGGGCCAUAGGUAACCAUACAGCUUGUCUCUCCAGACAGGGUGUGAAGGCUACCAGGCUUAUAGGAAAUUUUGCACUGUGCAGUGAAACUCUGGAUGUUACAAAGGACUUAGCAGGGAACUAUUCUAGGCUGGAAGUCCCUAGGGCGGAUCUCUGGUGGUACUGCGGGGGAAAGAUCUUGCGAUCCAUUCUUCCAUCUAAUUGGGGAGGUACCUGUGCACUUGUUCAACUGGCUAUCCCAUUCACUCUGGCAUUCGAGAAGAAUCUAUCACACAUUCACAAAAGAAACAAAAGGGGUUUGGGAGCCCCAUUUGAUGACGACAAUAUAUAUAUAGAUUCAAUUGGGGUGCCCAGAGGUGUCCCUGAUGAAUUUAAGGCUAGAAAUCAAAUUGCUGCAGGCUUUGAGUCUCUAUUCUGGUGGGUGACAAUCAAUAAGAACGUAGAUUGGAUAAACUACAUCUACUAUAAUCAACAAAGGUUUAUAAACUACACUAAGGAGGCAAUAAAGGGAAUUGCUGAACAAUUGGACGCUACAAGUAGGAUGGCCUGGGAGAAUAGGAUUGCCCUGGACAUGAUGUUAGCCGAAAAGGGGUGUGUGUGUGUAAUGUUAGGCACUCACUGCUGUACUUUCAUACCAAAUAACACAGCCCCGGAUGGUACAAUAACUAGAGCCCUACAUGGGCUUACUACUUUGGCUAAUGAACUAGCUGAGAACUCCGGAAUAGAUAGUUCGCUCACCGGAUGGCUGGAAUCCUGGUUUGGGAAGUGGAAAGGAAUGGUUGUGUCUGUAUUUACCUCUCUGAUUGUAGUAGCAGGAGCCCUAGUAGCUAUAGGUUGCUGUAUCAUCCCCUGUGUGAGAGGAUUGGUACAGCGGUUAAUUGAAACUGCCCUGAUGAAGCAAACAGAGCCCAUAUCAUAUUUCGGUAGAAUAAUGAUAUUAGAAGAAAAUGAAGACGAAGAAAGUAAAGAAGAUAUUGUAAUUGUACCCUAGAAAAGGAUUGCAGAAAUCAACAGGGUAAAAGAAAAAGAGGGGGGAAUUGUGGAAAGUGAAAGUGUUGUUUCUGCAGUGAACAAUGGAGAAGGGCAAUUGAUUUAAGUAAUUAAGUUGUAGCAUAUUCUUAGAAAUAGUUAGUACGAGAAGUAAGAAUAAUAUACACAUAUCGGUAACAUUUUUAGAAACUUAAUUACUGAAUUACCUAACAAAUUUGUUCUCACAGCAGAUUUUGAAUGUUCUAAACAAUGUGUGUAUAGUGUUUGGAACUAGAGAAUGCAUUGUAACGUUGUUCAUUAGAUCGGCAGAAGUGAAACACAUUUAACAAACUUACAAAGAGUCAGGGCCUUUACACAAAGCAAAACUGUCACACUCUGUGGAAUAUCAGGAUGCCAUAGACAGGCUCCAGGAUACUCCCUACUAUUCUCCUUCCGAGCUUAUCUCUGGAAGGACAGAUGAAUGAUCAGAACAAUGACUUAGUGUAAAGGGGUACAAAUGUUAAAAGGGGGGUCAUAAAACAAUCAAGGGGCUAUGUUUAUGCUAUAAAACAGACAUCCAA